AUGUCGGGGCGGCAGGAGGAGGCUCUGCCCGCCUGCUUUGCGGGGCUGGGUGCGGGCAGCCCGCGGCCGCGGCAGAAGCGCGGCGGGAUGUUCUGCAGCGUGGAGGAUGCCUUCGACAACAAGACGCUGAACUUCGCCUCGCUCGCUGCCUCCGGAACAGCUACACCCGUCGGGGGGCAGCGCCGCGACCCCCACCCGGGACCGAGCCCCGAGCCCGAGCCGGGUCCCGCCGCGGCCGCGCUGCCCCCGAGAGCGGCUCCGGCUGCGCUGCCCGACGGCUGCCGGCAGAGUGACCAGAUUCUAAUCAAAGGAGGAAAAAUUGUCAACGAUGAUCAGUCAUUUUAUGCAGACGUUUAUGUGGAGGACGGCUUAAUAAAGCAGAUCGGAGAGAAGCUGCAGGUGGCGGCGGGCGCCAGGACCAUCGACGCCCACGGGCAGCUGGUGAUGCCGGGCGGCAUCGACGCGCACACGCGGCUGCAGGCGCCCGCCCGGGGCAUGAGCUCGGCCGACGGCCUCUGCCAGGGCACCAGGGCGGCGCUGGCAGGAGGCACCACCAUGAUCAUCGAGCACGUGUGUCCCGAGCCCGGGGCCAGCCUGCUGGCCGCCUACGAGCAGUGUCGCGGCCGCGCCGACAGCCAGAGCUGCUGCGACUACGGGCUGAGCCUGGACAUCCCGCGCUGGCACGACAGCCUCCGCGAGGAGAUGGAGGCGCUGGCCAAGGACAAGGGUGUGAACUCCUUCCUGGUGUUCAUGGCCUACAAGGACAAGCUGCAGUGCACCGAUGGCCAGAUGUACGAGAUCUUCUGCGCCGUGCGGGAUCUGGGGGCCAUCGCCCAAGUGCACGCCGAGAACGGAGACAUCAUCGAGGAGGAGCAGAAGAGGCUGCUGGAGCUGGGCAUUACGGGGCCAGAGGGGCACGUCCUGAGCCGCCCUGAGGAGGUGGAGGCAGAGGCCGUGUUCCGUGCCAUCACCAUCGCCAGGCAGGCCAACUGUCCCCUCUAUGUCACCAAGGUGAUGAGCAAGGGUGCUGCAGAUGUGCUGGCUCAGGCGAAGAGGAAAGGCACCGUGGUGUUCGGGGAGCCCAUCACCGCCAGCCUGGGCACCGACGGCUCCCACUACUGGAGCAAGAACUGGGCCAAAGCCGCCGCCCUGGUCACGUCCCCGCCCGUCAGCCCCGACCCCAGCACGCCCCAUCACCUCAGCACUCUGCUGGCCAGCGGGGACCUGCAGGUCACGGGCAGUGCCCACUGCCCCUUCAGCACUGCGCAGAAAGCCGUGGGCAAGGACAACUUCACCCUCAUCCCCGAGGGCACCAACGGCAUCGAGGAGAGGAUGGCCAUCGUCUGGGAGAAGUGCGUGGUCCCUGGGAAGAUGGAUGAGAACGAUUUCGUGGCGGUGACCAGCACCAACGCUGCCAAGAUCUUCAACUGCUACCCCAGGAAGGGGCGCGUGGCUGUGGGCUCCGACGCAGACCUGGUGCUCUGGAACCCCAAGGCUACGAAAAUCAUCUCAGCAAAAACCCACAAUUCGAACGUGGAGUACAACAUAUUUGAAGGCACCGAGUGCCACGGGGUCCCAACCGUGGUCAUAAGUCAGGGAAGAGUUGUCCUUGAAGAUGGAAAUCUGAAUGUCACCCAGGGCUCCGGCCGCUUCAUCCCGAGGAAGACAUUCCCUGACUUCGUUUAUAAGAGGAUAAAGGCAAGGAACAGGCUGGCCGAGGUGCUGGGCGUGCCCCGGGCCAUGUACGACGGCCCUGUGCACGAGGUGCCGGCGAGUGUCAAGGCCGUGGCUCCCGGCGUGGCCCCGCGCCCCGCGCCCUGCGCCGGCAAAGCCGCGGCGCCGCCCGUGCGCAACCUGCACCGCUCCGGCUUCAGCCUGUCCGGGUCACAGGCCGAUGACCACAUUGCCCGGCGCACGGCGCAGAAGAUCAUGGCCCCGCCAGGAGGGAGGUCCAACAUCACCUCGCUGUCCUGACACCGUCCUGGUGCUGUCCUGGUGCUGUCCUGACACUGUCCUGACACCGUCCUGGUGCUGUCCUGAC
Messenger RNA from Oenanthe melanoleuca, 2041 nucleotides. RefSeq names its product dihydropyrimidinase like 4 (gene DPYSL4). The coding region runs from base 1 to 1974 and encodes 657 amino acids. The transcript has 14 exons. Gene Ontology annotation, molecular function: hydrolase activity, acting on carbon-nitrogen (but not peptide) bonds, in cyclic amides. Lineage: Eukaryota; Metazoa; Chordata; Aves; Passeriformes; Muscicapidae. Gene Ontology annotation, cellular component: cytosol; cytoplasm. The record is from RefSeq and is a predicted model, not a curated record.